This is a messenger RNA of Morchella importuna, 1224 nucleotides long. RefSeq lists its product as uncharacterized. Gene Ontology annotation, molecular function: DNA binding. The record is from RefSeq and is a predicted model, not a curated record. The transcript has 2 exons. NCBI's taxonomy places the organism in Eukaryota, Fungi, Ascomycota, Pezizomycetes, Pezizales, Morchellaceae. Bases 1 to 1224 code for a protein of 407 amino acids.
AUGUCCUCGCACGCAAAUCAGCCUGUCUGUCCUACUGUCACUGGAGUCACCAUUGAAUCCACGGCCGACGCUCUCAAAAUCGUAAAGGCAUGUCAAAAGCAAUACUUCCACUGUGUACCACGCCGCCCUCUGGACAACGAACGCUCAGAACUCAUAAAGUCUGGACAUGUCUUCGUCUACGAAGAGAACGAAUCCCGAAUAAAGAGAUGGACGGACAGCAUUCGGUGGAGCCCCAGCAGGGCUAUGACAAACCUUCUGGUCUAUCGUGAGGUGUUUGACAAGUUCAAACCGGGUGGAAGAAGGGUUAUUAGGCCAAACGCUAGAAACCCCCGUAUGCAGCCAUAUUCGUCAUCAGGUCGGCCGUCUUCUCGUGGCCAUGACCAGGGUGAUGGCCAUCUAGACGGCUCUCCAUCUCCUCAGGAGAUGGGCCAGGAUUUACCAGUUCUGGAUCCAUUGCUUCAGGCCCUUCGCCCUGAGGAGAGGAAGGCCGUGGUGGGGUCUCUCCACGAUUCAUACCUCUUCAAGGAGGAUGGAUUGUGUAAGAAGACUCUGGCGGUCACAAUCGACCAAUAUAAGUAUCACAUCGUGGCUUAUUUCAAGAUAUCGGAUGUCUUGAACAAGAUCUUGAGGCGACCAGAGGAAAUCUAUCCAUUCCUCAGGGAGAUUGAUGUGAGGGGCGUGGCCGAGAUGAAUCCCAGAUAUAAACACCACAUUGAUGUUUCUGGAAGGUAUGAUAAGGAUGGACAGCCACUGUAUGAUGACGAUAAAGACGGAAUGCAAGAUACGGAUGUAUACGAUAGCGGUUCGAGUGACAUGGGUGAUAUACAGCAUCAGCAAGAGCCUCCGCCAGAACGUCAGCUACCACUACCACUCCGGAAUCCCCACGGCGGGUACAGGCACGAGAUAGUCGAAAUCCCGUACGGGCAUCAGCAAGUACUGCAUCAGCAUCAGCAACAGCAUCACCAGCACCACCACCACCAGCAAUUUCUGCAGCAACAAUCAUUUCCCCCAUUGCAGCAUCAACACAUCCAGCAACAAAUGCCGACCCAUCCGCAUAUGCAGCAGUUAUGCACGAUGCCUUUCCAACAACUCUCUGAAGCGGCAACUUUCCAACCGCUGCAGGAACCUGCCAUCCCACAGGAUAGCAACCUCUUCGCAUUGCGAGCCGCCCUUUCCGUACCGGAGGCCUGCCAAUAUGGAGCCAAGCGUCCAGCACUUUUCUAA